Molecule: messenger RNA, 976 nt
Organism: Rosa chinensis
Lineage: Eukaryota; Viridiplantae; Streptophyta; Magnoliopsida; Rosales; Rosaceae
Product: endochitinase EP3
Exons: 2
Coding region: 102-908 (268 amino acids)
Biological process (GO): cell wall macromolecule catabolic process; chitin catabolic process; carbohydrate metabolic process
Molecular function (GO): chitinase activity; chitin binding
Source: RefSeq, a predicted model, not a curated record
AUGCCAUGCAUAAUGCAUACCCUAUAAAUACCCAAUUCGAUCAUCUUAAUUAGUUCUGUACCUCAUUAUAUACACAUACAACAAAUAGAGACCAGAUUAAGAUGACAAUUAGGACAAAAUCCCUCUUUUUCACCAUCCUAGGCCUAGCAUUUGUAGCCCAAAUUGCAAUAGCUCAAAACUGCGGGUGUGCCGCCAACCUGUGUUGCAGCGAAUUUGGUUAUUGCGGCACCAGCAAGGCCUACUGCGGCAAGGGUUGUCAAGCAGGACCUUGUACUACCACCACGCCUACACCAACUACUAACGGUGACUCGGUGGCGAACAUUGUGACCACUAAAUUCUUUAAUGGGAUUAUUAACCAGGCUGCCGCUAACUGUGCCGGGAAGAGCUUCUACACCAGACAGGCUUUUCUCAAUGCCCUCGGCUCUUACCGCAAUUUUGGUACCAGCGGUUCCGCUGAAAAGAAUAAGCAGGAGAUUGCAGCUUUCUUUGCUCAGGUCACUCAUGAGACUGGCCAUUUUUGCUACAUAGAAGAGAUAAAUCGCGGAACCUACUGCAAGAGAAGUACAGACUACCCAUGCAACCCUCAAAAGAAGUACUAUGGGCGAGGACCACUCCAACUCACCUGGAACUACAAUUACGGAGCUGCCGGAAAAGCUAUUGGCUUUGACGGCUUAAACUCCCCUGAAAAGGUGGCUUCAGACCCUGUGGUGGCGUUCAAGGCGAGCUUAUGGUUUUGGAUGAACAAUGUUCACUCUGUUCUAAGCCAAGGAUUUGGAGCCACAACUCGAGCCAUCAACAGUGGGGAAUGUGGUGGCGGAGCCCCAAAUAAAGUUCAAGCUCGCAUCAACUAUUACAAGCAGUAUUGCACCCAACUUAAUGUUUCUCCGGGUGACAAUCUCUAUUGCUAAACAUGUUAACUAAUUGGUAUUGGAAUAAAUUAAUAAAAGUGCAGCUAGCCUAAAAGAUAUUACAUGAA